AUGAAUAGAGGUAAGGCACACACCACUGAGUCCUCUGGUCCUACCAGAGAGUUCAUAAAAUGGACUGAGGAUAUGGACGCACGUCUCCUGCACUGUAUGAUUGACGAAGCAAGAAUCGGUAAUAGGGUUGAUGGGAGUUGGACAUCCCAAGCGUAUAAUAAUAUUGUAGAUCAUCUUCAUGUAUCUGGGUAUGUCGCCAUUACAAAAAAUAAUGUUAAAAACCGUCAGAAAGUCUUGAAAGAUAAAUGGCGUGAGGUUCAUGACCUUUUUUCUGGAUUAAGCGGUUUUGCUUGGAAUCCCAUUACUAUGCGAUUUGAUGCAGAGGACGAAGUCUGGAUGGACCUCAUUCAGUCGAGGCCAACUGCGGCGAAGUGGAGAGUGAACNGUAUCCGCCAUUACGAUUUAAUGGUCGAGUUAUGGGCUGCAGAUCGAGCNACAGGUAGCGGUGUUCGGACCGCGCGUCAAAUACGUCGAGGAAGGGAUACGCCUCGUGUUAAUGUUGACCUCAAUCAGAAUAUUGAGUACACUCCUGAGGAGCCAGACUGGAUGGGGUACAAAGACCCUACUCCGCCAUCACCUCCUCCCUCAGUUGAUGAAUAUAGUCCAGGUGGGACUCAAUCUGUGCCUUCAGUCCCAUCCGAUGGGACUUCAUCCUCAAGAGGUUCGAAAAGGAAGGCAGCUAUGAUGGAUGUUGUUGAAUCCCAAUUUGAGAAGUUCACUACCAGCCUGGACGGUUUCACCAAUGUCCUUAGUUCAUCAAAUGUUCAUUUUGGUGUUAUUUCUAAUGCAGCAGUUGAACAGGUCACAACCAUGAAAGAAAGAAAUGAAAUCCUACGUCGGUCCACAAGCUACACUUACACAGAAUUUGACAUUUAUAAUAUGCUGACUGGUAUGAUCAUAUCUGAUGAAUCCCAAUUGGACCAAUGCUAUGACUUCUUAUGUGACAAGCCCAAAUGUGUUAAGAAGUUGAUGGGACUCCCACCUCACAAAAGGUGGAAUAAAUUAUGUCAAAUGUUCUGCAGCGGUGAUUCUUAG
Vigna radiata var. radiata (mung bean) is the source of this 1035-nucleotide messenger RNA. RefSeq lists its product as uncharacterized. Lineage: Eukaryota; Viridiplantae; Streptophyta; Magnoliopsida; Fabales; Fabaceae. The record is from RefSeq and is a predicted model, not a curated record. The transcript is spliced from 2 exons. Bases 1 to 1035 code for a protein of 344 amino acids.